Messenger RNA from Paramuricea clavata, 591 nucleotides. Lineage: Eukaryota; Metazoa; Cnidaria; Anthozoa; Malacalcyonacea; Plexauridae. The record is from the annotation of a GenBank genome assembly.
AUGUCCGAAAAAAAACACAAACAAGAGCUAAUCACUCUCAUGGACGACAUUAUGUCUGAAAUUGCUCUCAAACCUUUGCACCAGAAAAAUAAACUUUUGCUUUAUAGUCGUUACCUCCUAUCCAAACUUUCAUGGCAUUUCACUGUAACCACCUUAUCAAAAACCUGGGUCUCUAAAAAUAUGGAUUCUGUGGUGAACAAGUACGUACGUAAAUGGCUUGAAAUACCUAUAUCAGGAACUCUAUCUAACGUCUACCUUACCAGUAACAAGUUUGGUCUAAAUAUCUACCCGCCGUCAAUUAAGUUUGCUCAGUGCCAAACAGUUGCUCGUAACGCCUUAAAGACCUCUGCAAAUCAUUCCAUAAAAGACCUCUGGAAAACAACAUCUGAAAGCAAAAACAUUCAGUACGACGUAUACACCUCGACAAAGGAAGUCCUUAAAACUUUUACCUCGGGACAAGAAGACAAACUGCAGAAUCAUUUGAUUUUGCAAGGCUACUUCUUCUCAAAUGUCAUUAAGUUUUCACUGUCGAAAUUAAACGGCAUAUGGUCUAUUAAAAUCCCAAUCAAACCUCCCAAAGAACAUCUAUAA